Molecule: messenger RNA, 1272 nt
Organism: Hibiscus syriacus
Lineage: Eukaryota; Viridiplantae; Streptophyta; Magnoliopsida; Malvales; Malvaceae
Product: vacuole membrane protein KMS1-like
Exons: 6
Coding region: 1-978 (325 amino acids)
Source: RefSeq, a predicted model, not a curated record
AUGGCGACAUUUAUCAACGAUGUGGCAUUCAGGUUUCGUUCGUAUGUCACUGGUGAACACGACGGUGGUGGCGGUGACAACCACGACGGUCAAACGAAGCAUGUUGAGGAAGUUUCUCAGUAUAUUCAGUUUGGAUUAUGGUGGAUUGCACUUGGUGUUGCAUCUUCAAUUGGUCUUGGAUCUGGUCUGCACACUUUUGUUCUUUAUUUGGGUCCUCAUAUUACUUUCUUUACAAUAAAAGCAAUGCAAUGUGGACGAAUAGACCUGAAAAGUGCUCCUUAUGAUACGAUACAAUUGAAGAGAGGUUCUUCAUGGCUAGACAAAUCCUGCAGUGAUUUCAGGCCUCCAUUGUUUUCAUCAUCACAUGGGUCAGGGGUUCCCAUUAGCAGCAUAUUGCCACAGGUGCAGAUGGAAGCUAUCUUAUGGGGUCUUGGGACUGCAAUUGGAGAGCUUCCUCCUUACUUCAUCUCAAGAGCAGCCAGUCUAUCAGGCAGCAAUUUUAACGUCAUGGAAGAAUUGGAUGUUUCCUCAAGUGAGAAUACUGGAAUCAUAGCUACUCGCUUGAACCAGAUCAAGCUCUGGUUGUUAUCCCACUCCAAACACAUGAACUUCUUCACCAUUUUAGUGCUUGCCUCGACGGUGUUCAUCAUCUCUGUCUGUAAUAAUCAACUCCUGGAAUGGAUAGAGAAUGAAUUGAUCUGGCUGCUCAGCAGCCUCAUACCUGGUUUCGACUCUUACUUUCCCACACUCACUGCAAAACUUCAUGCAGUCAAGGAAGAGUACUUGGCUUCCCCACAUCCAAUCCCUUCAAAUAUGAAGGGGAAGUGGGAUUUCUCUUUUUCUUCGAUCUGGAACACCGUCGUGUGGAUUAUGCUUAUGAACUUCUUUGUCAAGAUUGUCAAUGUGGCUGCUCAGAACCAUUUGAAAAAGCAGCAAGAUAAGCAGCUUCCGGGGAAGUUAUCUGCCUCAACACAUUGAGGUUAGGAAUUCAUGAAGCGGAUAUACCUCAUCUCAUCGCCCUUUUUUUCUUUGUUUAUGAAUAGUGUUAGCGAACUACAUGUUACUACUCUUUUCAUAAUUUACCAUUGAAGCAACUCCAAAAGAACUCACUGCCCUGUUAGAAGCAUUGUAUAAAGAAAAAUAGGAACAUAGACAAAUAGAAUCUACAGGUUUUAUAAUUCCUGUGUAAAGCAGGUGGUGAUCAUUGUUUUUGUCCCGGUGUUAACAACUAUUUGACACUGGGAAAUUUAUUCUUUGGUAAUGCAAGACUUC